Messenger RNA from Prorocentrum cordatum, 1124 nucleotides. NCBI's taxonomy places the organism in Eukaryota, Dinophyceae, Prorocentrales, Prorocentraceae. The record is from the annotation of a GenBank genome assembly.
AUGGGAGGGGACCCCGCCGCCGCCCUCCAUCUCUUCUGGGCCGUGGCCCGCGAUCUCACGGGGCUCGGGCAGCGGUGCCCCGACGUCUCGCUGAGCUGCCCGGAGCAGCACUGUCCUGCCUGUCCGGGGGUUACGUGCCCGGACAACAACGCCUGCUACCAGCUAGUGGGCGAGUUCGCUGCGGCUGCGCGCAGCGGACGGGCAUCGCCGGCGUGCCCGGCGGCGCAGGUCUGCGAGGCCUGCGAGAGCUGCUUGGACGCCUGCCCCGCGUUCCCGUGGCUGCUGAUCCUGCUGCUCUGCUGCCUGGCGAAGCAGGUGCUGAUCGAUUUCUUCGACGACGAAAACGGGCUGAACUGGCACGCUCGGAUCCUCUUGAUCCCAGGGGGUCAGGGAAGAUGGAUCGUGUGCUCGCCGACGUUGGCCGUGCAGGUCGCCGAUCUCUCGUCGCAUCGGAUCCGGAUUCUUCGGCGGGGAGAGCCGAUCGACCCGGCAUACCUCCGCGAGGCGUUCGUCUUCGACGAGGAGCUGGACGAGGGAGAGCUGGCGCGGAUCCGAGCCGAGGCGCACGAGCUGGCCGAGGUGGCGGGCUUCGACCUGACGGGCUUCAGGCCGGCCGCUGGCCCAGCGGCUGCAGCGGAGAACGCCACGUGGCGGGUCGCGGACCCAGUCCACCGAGCCUUUGGGGAGGUCGUUCCACUGGAUGCGCUUCGAGAUCAGGAGGGCUGCACGCUGGGCGACAAGGUGGGCUGGGUGACGAUCGACGACACAGGCGUCUUGAUCGAGCAGGUCGUGGACGACAGGUUGGAGGCCUGGCUAUCGGCCAAGCGGUGCGGGCCAGGUCGCGAUCCCCGGCUGCUGGGGGACGUUCGGGACCACCGAGGGCUGCGGUACCUGCACCCAGACGAUGCGACGAAGAGGCAGAGCAAGACGAAGAUGCCCUACGAGCCCUUCGAGGGGCCAGAGGCCGCCGAGGAGUUCAUGGUGAAUAUGCUGCGGGUCGGCUUCAACUUCGUGACCCACAACCUGGACUGGGAGGCCAAGAGCGGCGUGUCGCCGAAGUCAGGGUUGGCCCGCGAGCACCGGCAUCUCAGCAGCGCGCUCUUCGUGGCGCAGUCGGUGGACCU